Molecule: messenger RNA, 936 nt
Organism: Lactuca sativa (garden lettuce)
Lineage: Eukaryota; Viridiplantae; Streptophyta; Magnoliopsida; Asterales; Asteraceae
Gene: GDU3
Product: glutamine dumper 3
Biological process (GO): regulation of amino acid export
Source: RefSeq, a predicted model, not a curated record
UCAACUUUUCAUCUAUAAAUACAAUCUAAGCUAAGAAGCCUUUUAAUCCAUUCAUCCCCAUUAAAAAUCUCAAACAUCUUCAAUUCUCUCUCUAAUUACAUUCAACUAAAGAUGACUACACAAGCAACCUCUUCAAUAGCUCCGUCGUCGCAGGUGCCUUUUCAGCGGUCACCAUGGCACUCACCGGUGCCUUAUCUCUUCGGAGGCCUUGCUGCCAUGCUGGGUCUCAUUGCUUUUGCUCUCUUAAUCCUCGCCUGCUCCUACUGGAAGAUCUCCGGCGACAUGGAGAACCGGGACGAAAGUGAGAGAGAUCUUGAGGCCGGAGAUUCGAAACCCGACAAUAACAACAAGGAACCCCCUGUUUUGGAAGAGAAGUAUCUUGUAAUCAUGGCAGGACAAGCAAAACCAACAUUUCUGGCAACACCAGUUUCAAGCAGAGCCUCGUCGUUUGGUAGUUGUAGUUCUCGGGACAACACAUCGUCAGACAGCAAAUCGUCGAUUUCAGACGGGGAAAUGAUGGAUGAGAAGGAGAAACACGUAACAAACACCACCGACCAGGACAACACAGCUGAUCAGGUCCCUUAGUAUUGUAGACGCCAUAAACAUCUUUUUUCUUCUUCUUUUGAUGUUCAUGGAUUGAAAAGUGAAGAAAGUCAGAGUGUUGGUGACUAGAUCUGCUGAGUUGCAAGCAAGAUUUAGUAAGAGCUUCCAUUGGUGAUGAGAGGACAUUAUGUUUACAGGGAGAAAAAACUCAGAAACCUUCGAAGCUGGUCUGGAUAUAUUUGUAAAUUUUUGUAGACUACCAAAAUAUGAGAUUCUAAGUUAUUUCGAAGAAGCUGCAUCUACAUAACCGGGGCAAUUUGACUCAAAUCUCUUUUUAUUUUUUGUUUUUAAGAACAAUGGAUAAUGAAGAUUGAUGUGGAUAGAGUUGCUAUA